AUGCCCUGCUACUUGCCAAGGCUGAAGGUUCAUCAACCCACCGGAGUCCAAGCAAGCCAAACUCACAAGGUGGUCGAGGAAGAGGAGGAAAUAACAACCGGGGAGGAAGAGGCAGCAUACGAGGACGAGGUUCGUCUCGUGGGAGAGGUGAUCGUUGGGGCGGUGACUCACGACAGGAGACAAACAUUGUCAACAAAAAAACCACGAGACAAGAGCAACAUUAGAUGUUAUGAAUGCCAAGAGCUUGGUCAUUAUGCAUCGGAGUGCAAGGCAAAGAAGCAACAGGACCAAGAAGUUAACUUGGCUGCUGAUGAAGAAGAACCAACUCUAUUGUUGACUGUUUGUGGUGAAAAGAAUAUCGAGGUGGUCCUCUUGAAUGAAGAAAAAGUCUAUCCGAGUCAACUCAAGGAGAGCAAUGAAGAGAACAUAUGGUAUCUAGACAAUGGAGCUAGUAACCAUAUGAUUGGAUGCAGGGGCUUAUUUGCAGAACUUAAUGAGAAAGUAACGGGGCAGGUUCGAUUCGGAGAUGGGUCCAGAGUUCCAAUCAAAGGAAAAGGUGCUCUCCUAUUUGAUUGCAAGAAUGGUGAUCAAUUUGACAUCCCAGAUGUAUAUUAUAUUCCUGCUCUACACAAUAAUAUAAUAAGUCUGGGACAAAUGACUGAAGAAGGGUAUGACAUAGGGAUGAAGAACGAGUUCUUGAGGAUGUAUGAUGAAGCAGGAAUCCUGGUAAUGAAGGUGCAAAGAUCCAAGAACAGACUUUAUAAAAUUAAGCUUACACCUGGGAAGCCUGUAUGCUUAGCCAUGAGUAUAGACGAUGACUCAUGGUUAUGGCACGCACGUAUGGGACACACUAACUUCAGAACACUCGAGGAGAUGACAUGUAAGAAGAUGGUACUAGGUAUGCCCCAGGUGACUCAUCUAUCAUAG
Lactuca sativa (garden lettuce) is the source of this 927-nucleotide messenger RNA. Lineage: Eukaryota; Viridiplantae; Streptophyta; Magnoliopsida; Asterales; Asteraceae. The record is from RefSeq and is a predicted model, not a curated record.